GCAGGGUGGGGCGGGGCCAAAAUGGCGGCGGUGGCGAGGGGGCUGAGGCGGAGCAGCGCCCAGCUGAAAAGAAAUAUGACAGCAUCCUGGGCACCUUGGCGGGCUUCUCUGUCUGCCUUCAGAUCCUCCACAUCGGAACCCGUGCCCAGCGUAGCCAGUGAUGGAGUCGCCUGUGCUCCGCUGCAGACAUUCACCGAGGAGGAGAUGAUGCUGAAAAACAUGGUGACAAAGUUCGCGCAGGAACGAGUUGCACCUCUGGUACAGAAAAUGGAUGAGAAUUCAAAAAUGGAAGACUCCAUAAUACAGGGACUGUUUGAGCAAGGGCUGAUGAGUAUUGAGCUUGGGGAAGAGUAUGGAGGAACGGGAGCUUCCUUGUUUUCGGUCAUAUUGGUGGUGGAAGAGUUGGCUAAAGUUGAUCCAGCUGUAGCUCUGCUGUGUGAACUCCAGAACACACUAACAAACAGGUUGUUUACCACAUAUGGAACAGAAGAACAGAAGAGAACUUAUUUGCCCAGAGUCGCUAAAGAUACUAUAGGCAGUUUUUGUCUCUCGGAGGCCGGAUCUGGCAGCGAUGCUUUCUCUUUGAAGACUCGGGCUGAGAAGAAAGGAGACUACUAUGUUAUCAACGGCUCAAAGAUGUGGAUUAGCUUAGCAGAGCACGCGGGAGUUUUCUUUGUGAUGGCAAAUACGGAUCCAUCCUCAGGAUACCGGGGAAUUACGUGCUUCAUAGUGGAUCGCAACACAGAGGGACUGCAUGUAGGGAAGAAGGAAGACAAGCUGGGAAUCAGAGCGUCUUCCACCUGCCCAGUAACAUUUGAUAAUGUUAAGGUUCCUGCUACCAAUAUCCUGGGACAGGUCGGGCAAGGCUAUAAGUAUGCGAUUGGAAUGCUGAAUACCGGCAGAAUAGGAAUUGCUGCACAGAUGCUGGGACUGGCACAGGGCUGCUUUGACCACACCAUUCCCUACACAAAGGAGAGAGUCCAGUUUGGGAAAAGCGUCUUCGAUUUCCAGGGGAUGCAGCACCAGAUAGCCCAGGUGGCCACGCAGCUGGAGGCAGCGCGGUUGCUGACCUACAACGCAGCCCGGCUCGCGGAAACAGGAAGGCCGUUCAUAAAGGAGGCCAGCAUGGCCAAAUACUACGCUGCUGAGGUUGCAACACUGACCACCAGUAAAUGCAUUGAGUGGAUGGGCGGCGUGGGGUUCACAAAGAACUACCCCAUCGAAAAGUACUACCGCGACUGCAAGAUAGGUACAAUCUAUGAAGGCACUUCAAACAUCCAGCUGAGCACCAUUGCAAAGAGCUUGGCACAAGAGUACUGAGACCUCAGGGACUUCUUGACUGCCAGUGGAAGUUGCUUCACUGGACAUUUAUUGUAUAUCACACAUAUAUUUGUAAUUAUAGUAAUAAUAAUUAAGAGUACAUCACCACAGACAAAAUCAUAAGGAAAACUGUGAAUUCACCACUGAGUGAGUAUGUGCUUCAUGUGAAAUCAUGAAUUCCACAUCCAAAUCCAAACCACGGGUUCCAAGGAUCUCUCUCUGCCUGGGACACCUCUGAGCUAGCACGUUGGCUGGAACUGUCACUUCAGGUUCUGCAAGUAGUGAUCUCCACUGCGAGAUUUCAAGGGGAAAACAAAGGCAGCCAAACCCCUGCUCACCUGAUAUGGAAGGUUCUGUUGGGCCCCCUGGGAGGAAGCACUCCACGCAUGCAGCGGAACCGUUGCAUGGCACAGAGUUGCUGUUUGCCCCGGCGCCCUUUAUUAGCGUGGGGUACAGGAGAAGCAUGUGGGAAGAGAUGGAAGUGAGGGUUUGCUUUCUCCCUGGUGGAGCCAUGUCUGCGGAGCUGCUGUAAUUGGAGUAAUUUUUGUAGCAGCCCUUAGUGUGUUCUUAAGUAUAUCUUGGUAAUUAAGCCCUUCCAACCCCAAUUUGUGGCACUGAAAGGUGGAUAAUAUCCACCUCCCUUUCCAGCCUUCUCAGCUGUUAAGGGUUUUAAUCUAAGAGGCUAUUUAUAGUUCUCCUUUCAUAAAAGGUUGAGUUGAAAUCUUUGUGAAAUGGGGUUAAAAAAGCUCUCGUAGUUCUGCAAAAAGACAGAGAGAUAAGCUAGGUAAUAGCAAUGCUGUGAGAUUCACAGUGGCCUUUCCAUGUUCAGUGCAUUUUACAAACUUCAGUCCUCAGAGCCUUCCUGGGAGUUAGGGAGGGAGCAUUAAUUUGCAGCCUGGAAAACUCUCUUCAUGGAAGGUAGUGGUUCUCUAGUAAAGUUUUUCUCCUUUUGAGAGAGAGAGAAAGAGAAGCGGGGUUGAGAAGUAUUUGCUUUUUUAUCAGUCUCUUUACUUCAAAAUUAGAUGGUUUAUUUCCAGAAGAAACCUUGUCAGUGCUGGAAAACUCAUUUGCUGAGAAUCAAGAGACAGUAAGCUUAACACAUGAAAAAUUGUCAUAAUUGUAAUCGGCAGUUUGUUUCAGGUGGGGUUGGGAGGGAAGUAUCUGUUCUCUGGGUUUGGCUGCCUUAGAAGAAUUUUAUUUUAAAGCUGGUUCACCACUGAUGAUUCACUUUGAGUAAGCUUGGAAAGUUGCAGGCUGAGAGUCACAAAGGAUUUUCUAGCAGAACCAGGGGGAGUGACACUUUAAGGACAUGAUUUUGUAAAAACAACAGACUGCAGUGCCUUACACAACGCAACAACGGGGAAAGCACUAUAUCUGACUCCCUGUCCGCUUUGAAGGGAAGUAACUACUUCAGUGAGUUGCUGCCCUCCACACACGCUUUGCCUGUCGAUAGGUGAGGAGUUCAUGUAAUUAUACUUGUGCCAAACGCACCUCCUUUCUCAGUUUUAUCAACAGCUCCAAGUUUAAAAAUAUAAGGAUGGAGAGCUAGACUAGGUGGUUCCUCAAGCUUUCUUCUAGCAUUAUUAUUAUCAUUAUCAUUAUCAUUAUUAUCAUUAUUAAUGCAUUUCAGAUUGUUUGCAGGCUUUCUUUCAGCAGAAUUGAAAUGGCUGGGGAGAUGGCUAGACUAGAAUUAAGACUGCAGACAUCGCAGCAGUUAACUGCAGUUAUUCUGCUCAACAUAGUCUGUGAGUCUAAAAUUAUCAUAACCGCAGUACCAAAUACUUGAGUUAGCAUUGAUUAAUGUGAUGAGUUGUGCUAAUGUGAGGCAGUCCUUAGCUGCUGCGGUUGCGCCUGCUUUGCUAACGUGAAUGUCUGCAGAGAUCGGGAUUGGAUUCACCUUAUUUAAUAGGUCUCCUAGUUUGCCAUAGUCAAGGAAACAGCCUGAACAGCCUUAUCAGCUGCUCCACAGGUCUGGUCAGAAGAGCAAGGUCAAGCCUUUAAUGCUACAGCUGUAAAUACUGCAUCCGUCUUGGUUCUAUACGCUUCGUUCAACACAGAGUAAGUUGUGAAAGAAGUGUAUGUAUUGUCUGUGGUUGUUGUUUACCAGAUGCUGCAGAGGAACACGUGCACAAAUUAAUUAUAACCCCUGAGUUUCUUUCACCAUUGUUCUAAAAGGACAUGUGCUGCUGUGGAGAGCGUUUCCUGUCCUGGUCACUGGCUCCAGGGAGAGUCACUGUGUUUCAUCUGCUUAGGUGUGACUCCCCUGCUGCCCUAACAGAGACAUUGGUGUAGCAGUGAGCUGUGCCCUUUGUCCAGGGGCUGUGGAUGGCUGCCCGCACCCCAAUUCAGUUUGAGACAGGCAUUUAGGGGUUGUCAUAAACUGCGUUUCUGCAUCUGGCACUGUGGGCACAGGGCAGCUGGUGGCAGCCGGCUGCACCAGUAGAUGCAGGGCUGCAGAGCUGACGCUGUGAGCGCUGUCAUUCUGCACUAACGGCAGGGCUCAAAGCUGCUUUACGCACAAGAUGUGUUUAUAUUAGUGAGUUUUCAUAGGCCUCGGUCACUCCAGUCCAUCCAGUUUGUUGCUCUGGAAUGGCAUCUUCAGCAUCAGGUGUUGCAUCGGGGCUUCCCCGGUUAGAGGAAAAGACCUGUACUGAGAAUGGAUUCAAAAGUGCCUGUGUUUGCUAUUUGACUUGAUAUGAUGUUAAUUUUGUCUAUCAGGCGAUGGCUUUCUAAUGAAUUCCUCCCAGAUCUUGCAGUUUUUAUACUGGGAGGGAAUUCCUGUAUCACCAGUAAGGUUUCUUUAGUUUGGUUCUGUUUGUGAUUAUGGUCUGUGGCAGAUUUCCACAGAACGGUUUAAUCGCUAUUUGGGAAAUACUCAAAUACAACAUUUUUUGUGAUGUUUUCUGUUCUGUUGUUCUUUCUUCUGUAUUUCUUUUCCCCAUAUAAAGAUUGUGUUACUAAA
Cuculus canorus (common cuckoo) is the source of this 4282-nucleotide messenger RNA. It is a transcript of the gene ACADSB, whose product is annotated as acyl-CoA dehydrogenase short/branched chain. The transcript has 11 exons. NCBI's taxonomy places the organism in Eukaryota, Metazoa, Chordata, Aves, Cuculiformes, Cuculidae. Gene Ontology annotation, cellular component: mitochondrion. Bases 22 to 1320 code for a protein of 432 amino acids. Gene Ontology annotation, molecular function: acyl-CoA dehydrogenase activity; flavin adenine dinucleotide binding. The record is from RefSeq and is a predicted model, not a curated record.